This is a messenger RNA of Penicillium alfredii, 1506 nucleotides long. Its product is annotated as inositol phosphosphingolipid phospholipase. The record is from RefSeq and is a predicted model, not a curated record. Gene Ontology annotation, molecular function: sphingomyelin phosphodiesterase activity. Gene Ontology annotation, cellular component: cytoplasm. NCBI's taxonomy places the organism in Eukaryota, Fungi, Ascomycota, Eurotiomycetes, Eurotiales, Aspergillaceae. Bases 1 to 1506 code for a protein of 501 amino acids. The transcript has a single exon.
AUGGCCUCCUCAAUUCCUGGCGAACCGCCCUCGAACAUUCGCAUCUUGACUCUCAACUGCUGGGGUCUCAAGUACCUCGCAACCUAUCGCCAUGAACGCUUGUCCGAGAUCGGCCGGCAGCUGGCCCUUGCCAGUCCACCUCCCGAGAUAGUUGGACUACAGGAAUGCUGGACGCAGCAGGACUACGAAAGUAUUCGGAAUCAGACGCAGCACAUUCUGCCUUAUGGCAAAUACUACUUCGGAGGGAUCUUCGGUGCGGGACUGGCAAUUUUGUCGCGGUGGCCAAUCGAGGAGAGCACCAUGUACGCCUACCCGCUGAAUGGACGGCCGACGGCAUUCUUCCGGGGAGAUUGGUUCGUGGGCAAAGGCGUGGCAUGUGCACGAGUCCGGUUUGGCCCCGGCACGGCGGAUGUGGCCGAAGUGUUUUGCACCCACCUGCAUGCACCUUACGAGCGCGAGCCCCACGACUCCUACCUCUGCCACCGCACCGCGCAGGCAUGGGAGAUCUCCAAGCUGAUGCGCGGCGCGGCUGAGCGAGGGCAUCUGGUCAUUGGACUGGGAGAUUUCAACAUGCUGCCCUCGUCCUUCGCACACCGUCUCAUCACUGCCCAGAGCCCUGUCCGCGACGUCUGGCGCGAGCUCCAUCCCGACUCGUCCGUGGGAGCCGCCAUCGAUGCCGUUGAGCGCGCACGCAACCGGCCUAUCCCCUCGGCCGAGUUCAAUCUGGCCGAGAAUGGCGCCACAUGCGACGGCGCCUUCAAUACCUGGCGCUGGUCCAAAGCGUUGCGCAAAAGCCUCGAGAAGGGCGAAGACGUCGUUAUCGACAAUAAUGUCUCGGACCCUCGUGGGAAACGCCUCGAUUAUAUCUUCAUCGGUGACGGCGGCUACGCACCUGAUUUUCCUCAGCCUCGCUGGUCCGUCGAGUCCGUCUGCGUCGGCAUGACCCAACGCCACCCCACCCUACGCUGCUCCCUCAGCGACCACUUUUCCGUCGAAGCCAUCAUCACCUGCUCCUCUAGCAGCAACCCCGCGAGCGUAUCAUCCCACCCUCCCGACCCAGCUCCGUCCUUGCCUCACUCUCCAGCUCUCCACAAAACCACUUCUACCCCGGUUUCUCCUAACGCCGCCCUCUCCCCCGAAACAUACGACCAUAUCACCGACAUGAUCCAUACGUACGUGCUUCGCGAACGUUCUCAACGCCGCUGGCGCCUCGCGCACUUUCUGGUGUCGCUAGUGGUCUCGAUCGGGUGCAUGGUUGGCGUGUGGUGGGUCGGCAGCCGCACUUAUAUUGGGUUUAUUUUGAUCCUGGUCAGUACGCUAAACUUUGGCGCGGGCAUUCUGGAUGGCCUGAUUGGUGGCUUGUUUGUGUCGAGUGAGCUGCGUGCGCUAAAGGAGUUUGAAUGGGAGGUCAGGAAUGCAAGACGCUUGGUUGUUGCCGCCGAGAACGAUGCUGGUAGGACUGGUGCUGGCGCUGUGUCCGGGUCGGAGAGAAAGAAGGUGGAGUGA